AUGCCUUCUGCAGGAAAGAAGUCCAAGGUGCGGAAGGUGCCCAUCGGGCCACCUCCUGUGAAGAGUCGAAGACGUGCGCGGGAGCUGACGACGGAAUUUCAUCGUGUGACGCAUGAGUUGCAACGUUUGACAGCGAUCAAGGGCAAAAAGGAUGCAGACACCGUGCAACGUAUUCAAGAACUAGAACUCCGGUUGAAGGAUAUGGGUGGGCGCGAAGCAUACCAAGAUGCGAGCAUCUUAUCCACGAACCUCUUCAAGACUAGUCGCUGGGUCUUUCAACUCUUGACCAAGUUUGAGUUGCGUCCUGCUAAGAAGAUGCCGCAGUUGCAAGUGCUCGAAGUUGGCGCGAUCAACACCCAGUUGGUUGUGUGUCCUUGGCUAAACGUCCUCGCGAUUGAUCUCAUUUCGAGACACCCGAAGAUUCAACAAAUGGACUUCUUCGACUUGGACUUAGCCAGGCGCUUCGACGUGGUCGUGUCGAGUAUGGUCAUCAAUUGCGUGCCCACGCCAGAAAAACGAGGUGAAAUGCUGCAACGCACGUGGACGCAUCUGAACGACGGCGGUCACUUUUUCCUUAUGCUGCCGCUCUUGUGCCUGACCAACUCAACCUUUAUGACGGUGGAUCAUUUCGAAAAGCUCGUGCAACAGCUCGGGUUCGUUCUUCGAGAAAAGAAAGAAACCCCAAAGAUUGCGUUCUACUGCUUUCAAAAACUCCUCGACAAACCCGUCAUCGUUGCAGGGUCGUGGCCCGAAAAGGUGCUGCGACCAGGGCCUAAGCGGAACAACUUUAGCGUCGUGCUGUAAUGUGAUCCGUCGAAUGAGCUGUUUGUUUCGAA
Molecule: messenger RNA, 836 nt
Organism: Aphanomyces invadans
Lineage: Eukaryota; Oomycota; Saprolegniomycetes; Saprolegniales; Verrucalvaceae
Exons: 3
Coding region: 1-804 (267 amino acids)
Cellular component (GO): nucleolus
Molecular function (GO): rRNA (adenine) methyltransferase activity
Source: RefSeq, a predicted model, not a curated record